Odobenus rosmarus divergens (Pacific walrus) is the source of this 924-nucleotide messenger RNA. RefSeq names its product zinc finger protein 300-like. Gene Ontology annotation, biological process: regulation of transcription by RNA polymerase II. Lineage: Eukaryota; Metazoa; Chordata; Mammalia; Carnivora; Odobenidae. Gene Ontology annotation, molecular function: DNA-binding transcription factor activity, RNA polymerase II-specific; RNA polymerase II cis-regulatory region sequence-specific DNA binding. The transcript is spliced from 4 exons. The record is from RefSeq and is a predicted model, not a curated record. The coding region runs from base 1 to 924 and encodes 307 amino acids.
AUGACCAAGUCCCAGGGACCAGUAUCAUUCAAGGACGUGGCUGUGGAUUUCACCCAGGAGGAGUGGCAGUAUCUGGACCUUCCCCAGAGGAAUCUAUACAGGGAUGUGAUGCUAGAGAACUAUAUCAACCUCAUCUCAGUGGGAUAUCAAACCACAAAGCCAUCUGUGAUCCACAAGUUGGAACAAGGUGAAGAACCAUGGAUGGUGGAGAGAGAAAUCCCAAAUUGGAACUAUGCAGGUGGAAGAAAGAAUGAAUGUAGCAAAUGUGGGAAAGCCUUCUUCCAGAAGUCAGACCUCAUUAUACAUAAAAGAGCUCAUACAGGAGAAAAGCCCUUUGUGUGUAUGGAGUGUGGAAAGGCCUUCAGCAAGAAAUCCAAUCUUGUUAUCCAUCUGAGGAUCCAUACUCACGAGAAACCUUAUGAGUGUACUGAAUGUAGAAAAGCUUUCGCCCAUAAGUCACACCUCAUCGAACAUGAGAGAAUCCACACUGGGGAGAAACCCUAUGAAUGUGGUGAGUGUGGGAAAGCCUUUUUCCAAAAAUCACACCUCAACAUUCAUCAGAGAACUCAUACUGGAGAGAAACCCUAUGGGUGCGAUGAAUGUGGGAGAGCCUUCAGCAUGAAGUCACACCUCUUUGUACAUCAGAGAAUACACACAGGAGAGAAACCUUAUGUGUGUACCAGGUGUGAGAGAGCUUUCAGUGAAGUGUCAUGCCUUAUGAGACAUCAGAAAAUCCAUACUGGGGAGAAACCUUAUGAAUGUAAUGAGUGUAAAAAAGCCUUUUCUGAGAAGUCUGACCUCAUUAUACAUCACAGAACUCACACAGGAGAAAAGCCCUACAAAUGCAAUCAAUGUGGAAAAGCCUUCAGACAUAGCUCAGCCUUCUGUCGACAUAAAAGGACUCAUCAAGAAAAAAUUCCUUAA